UCGUGAAUUCAAAACGGCGCUAAAUACACGCACAAACGGUGUAAAAACUGUCAAGACAGAUAUCCGGAGCCUCAAAUCUCCGACACAAAGAAAAUAGGAAAUAAGAAAGAAGCAAUUCUGCAAUGGAACCCAUGGCUUUGGGAUCACCCGUCGGCAGUCCGGUACAGACUCCAGGCACACCGGGAAGUAAUUCUGCAUACCUACCUGGUUUUCUGCUUGGUGAAUCCACACCAGCAAGAUUAGGAAUGAUACCAGAAUCACCGAGGUACUCCAGUGCGGGUAGCAACAGUGGGAGCAUGCAAUCCCCGUUAUCAAACUUUGGGACCCCGGAUUAUCGUCACAACCGUCAAAAAGCAAUGUUCGCAAACACAACGAGCCCAAGCGGUGGUCAAAUGAAUUUGGAUAGUCACACAGGAGGUCCUCCGACUCGAGGACUAUUUGACACAUUAGAAGUAACUCAAAGUCCUUCGAGUUACGGAUCUCCAAACAACCGUAGCAUUGUCAAUCCCCACAAACAAUCGUCGCGAUUGUUAUCAAACACUACCAAUGAUUCUUUUUUUUUUGACAACAUAGCGAAUCUAACAAGCAGUGAAACGCCUUCGCAGGGUCUCCUUCAAUGGGUUACAGUUUUUGGUUUUCCUCCAAACACCAUAAAUACAGUGCUCUCGCACAUAUCAAACAGAGUUCGCAUAGUGGACAAACACCCGGCCCCACAUCCUCAGAGCAAUUGGAUUCAUUUGAAAUGCGCCACUGAACAAGAAGCCCAAAGAGCUUUAACUUGCAACGGCAAUAUCGUAUCUGGUCCUAUCAUGAUCGGUGUCACACCCUGUAUGGACGAAGGUGUUAUUCUUACACCGGACAAAGAAAAUCGUGGUAAAUUCAAUGGGAGCAUGAGAAUUGUUGCGUCUCCAGGAAAAUCCAAUGACCCUACAAGUCUGCUAAAAUCUGGUCAUAAUCUAAGGUCACCCAUAAAAAUUCAAAAUGCUCGACCCUUGGCAACUGGCUAUAAUCAACAUCUCAGCCCUCAAGCAGUUCGCUCUCCUGAAAGUGUUCCUCAGAGAUCUACCGGAUUAGUUUCUAAGGCUAUGGAAUACGUUUUUGGUUGGUGAGACUGAGAACUCUCAUGGAUUUAUGAUCAAUUCAUUUCUCCGAACAUCGGGAACUUUAUUUCCCAAAUAAAAGACAGUUGCCAAUCUCCUAAUGGAUGGAAAGCAGAUACGGACAUCUCGCGUUACUCCAAAUACUGAACGCCUUUUUUAUAUAGUUUUUUUGAAAUUCCAUAUCAUCAUUUUUUACUAAAGUUAUCUGCGUAUCUGUAAUUGUUUUCGUAUAUUGUGCACUCGAUUAUGUUCGGAAAUAAAUCCUGUUAAUAAAUA
Molecule: messenger RNA, 1376 nt
Organism: Venturia canescens
Lineage: Eukaryota; Metazoa; Arthropoda; Insecta; Hymenoptera; Ichneumonidae
Gene: Nup35
Product: Nucleoporin 35kDa
Exons: 3
Coding region: 123-1109 (328 amino acids)
Biological process (GO): NLS-bearing protein import into nucleus; nuclear pore organization
Cellular component (GO): nuclear membrane; nuclear pore nuclear basket; nuclear pore central transport channel
Molecular function (GO): phospholipid binding; structural constituent of nuclear pore; nucleic acid binding
Source: RefSeq, a predicted model, not a curated record